UGCUCGUGACUUCCGCUUCGCCCCGAAAGUCCACCAGAAGAGGUAGUUUCGCUCUCCGUGUGUGGAUCGCCAGACGCCGUCUUCUGCUUCAGUGCCUUCUUCUCGCCCUAACGACCCAGAACCUCUCAAGAUGGCGUACCCUGGUUUUGGAGGAAUGCAGGCCCCAGUUGUGAACCCGGGAAUCCCGUACAUUGGAGAGAUCCAGGGAGGACUGCAGCCUGGGAAGAUGAUCACUAUCCAGGGGUUUGUGAUACCUGGUGCCGACAGGUUCCAUGUGAACCUGCAGUGUGGUGCCAGCACCCAGCCCCGUGCCGACAUCGCCAUGCACUUCAACCCGCGGGUGAUGGCGGGCGUCGUGGUGCGGAACUGUCUGCAGAACCAGGCCUGGGGCGGCGAGGAGAAGCAGCACGGACCUUUCCCCUUUGCCAUGGGGCAGAACUUUGAGAUGAUCAUCCUCACCGAGCCAGACAAGUUCAAGGUCGCAGUGAAUGGCCAACACUUCAUCGAGUUCCGCCACCGCAUCCCGUUCCAGCGGGUCAACACGCUGGCUAUCGAUGGGAAGGUACAGAUCCAGGCCAUCCGCUUUGACUCAGGCAUGCCGGGUGCCCCCCAGGCCCAGAAAGGAGGAGCUCCAGUCUUCAACCCUUUUCCACAAGUACCAGGCAGUUUAGCAGCCCCCCCUGCACCAAUGGUACCCCCUGGGCCAAUGGCACCCCCUGGGCCAAUGGCACCCCCUGCACCAAUGGUACCCCCUGCGCCAAUGGCACGCCCUGGUGCACACCCCAGCAGCGGACCCCACGCCUUGCAAGUGCCGUACAUUGGAUCCAUUGCCGGAGGGAUGUACCCUGGCAGGAUGGUGAUCAUCAAUGGUACGGUCCACCCUGGUGCACCUGACAGGUUCCACUUCAACCUGCAGUGUGGUGCCAGUACCGCUCCACGUGCUGACAUCGCCCUGCAGUUCAACCCCAGGUUUGCUGCCCGUGCCGUGGUCCGCAACUCCCUCAUCAACAACGGGUGGGGCGGGGAGGAAAAGGACACGCCCUACUUCCCCUUCAUGCCAGGCCAGCCGUUUGAGUUGAUGGUGCUGUGUCAGCAGGACAGCUUCAAGGUUGCUGUGAAUGGCCAGCACUUCACCGAGUUCCGCCAUCGCAUCCAGCCCCUGACCCGUGUGGACACACUGGUUGUUGAAGGCAAGGUUAGCCUGCAGCAGAUCCGCUUCACAUAAGAAGUGGAGUGCACAGAGCAAUACACCUCCAGCAUACACCACUUGCCUUACUGGAUAUCAGGGCUCUGUUGGCUAGAAGAUCAAUGGCUACAUCUCCUGUCAGGUGCAGGUCUAGGAUGAUGAGCAGUGAAAAUUAGAUGGUCAAUGGCACUAAUUCUCAGUUUUAAAUCUCUGCAGUAUUUCUGUAGUUUCUGCAGUAAUAGUUCAUUAUCAAUUUGUAUCAGGAGAAAAUUAGCAUAAGUAGAAGUCUAGUGGACAAAUAUGUUUUUUGUCCAGAUCAAACAUGAAUUUAAGGUGACAACAUAAGAGAAAUGAUAAGAUUAUAUGAGACUCUUAAUGAUUUUAUCAUAUUAACCAGGACAAAAGCCAGUAUAGGAAUUCAAAUGCUGACAUAUAACUAGUUACAGUUUACUCUGCAGAUUCAGAACCUCAAUAACAUAUAGUGAAGGAUUUGAGGUUCUGAUGAAUUUGUUAAGAAAAAGAAU
Messenger RNA from Branchiostoma belcheri (Belcher's lancelet), 1710 nucleotides. Its product is annotated as galectin-9-like. Gene Ontology annotation, molecular function: carbohydrate binding. NCBI's taxonomy places the organism in Eukaryota, Metazoa, Chordata, Leptocardii, Amphioxiformes, Branchiostomatidae. The transcript is spliced from 10 exons. Bases 131 to 1225 code for a protein of 364 amino acids. The record is from RefSeq and is a predicted model, not a curated record.